Panicum virgatum (switchgrass) is the source of this 2553-nucleotide messenger RNA. RefSeq names its product F-box/FBD/LRR-repeat protein At1g13570-like. Gene Ontology annotation, molecular function: protein binding. NCBI's taxonomy places the organism in Eukaryota, Viridiplantae, Streptophyta, Magnoliopsida, Poales, Poaceae. Bases 730 to 2352 code for a protein of 540 amino acids. The transcript has 5 exons. The record is from RefSeq and is a predicted model, not a curated record.
CCGUUCCCCUCCCUGCCUCCCUUUCACAGCCGCCGCCCCUGCUCCCGUCCCCCGCCGCCGCCGCUAGCCAGCCCGCGCCAGCGCAGCAGCGCUCCUCCAAGCCGCCGCCGCCAGCCCGCUCCUCCAAGCGGCGGCACCGCCAGCCCUCCCUCUAACGGGUCCCGCUCGGGCACUCGCCGAGACCCCGACGGCCCGACCCUGACCCCCGCCGCCGCCGCUGCAAGCCAGCCCGCUCCUCCAAGCCGCCGCCGCCAGCCCGCUCGCCGGCGUCCGCUCCUCCAAGCCGCCGCCGCCAGCCCGCUCGCCGGCGUCCGCUCCUCCAAGCUGCCGCCGCCAGUCCGCUCCGGCUCGGGCGCGCGCUCGCCCCCCAGGCCCCCUGGAGGAGGCAAGCAGGGAGUGCCGGCGCCCCAGGAGGAGGCGAGCAGGGAGUGCCGGCGUCCGACGGCUCGAGCCCCAGUGACCCGCAUCCGCCGUCCGCCGGCCUGAUCUCCAAGGUUCGCGGCGGGUUCGCGGGCGUACCCGCGGGUGACGCGACCUCGAUUUACGCCCUUGGCAGCUCGAGUUCGAGUCGAAACCGAGAGCGCAGGCGACGCGGAAUUGAGAGAUUUAGAGAGACGAGAAUAGAAGAGACUAGGAAUUGAGAGAUCUAAAGGAUUGGGUAGGGUAGAUUAGAGGAGACACAAGCACACAAAGACUCGCCGCGCCCACGCAGACCGAGGCAGUUGUGUCAUGGGGAUGCUGUCGCUAAAUCACCUCAUGCUCAAGCAGAAGCGGUGGAGCCGCCGGCGAACCCAAGCUCUCACGCUCAAGCAGAAGCGGUGGAGCCGCCGGCGAACCCAACCUCGCAAUGGAUCUACUAUUACUCUAGUACCACAGAAGGACUUGCUCUGCCAAGAAGGUGGUGAAAGAUCCACAUAUUUGGGGCCAAACCUUCCUGAGGAUAUCUGGUGCCGUAUACUUUCCCUAAUGUCACUACAAGAUGCUGCUCAAUCUGCCAGCAUAUCUCACACAUUUUUACGUUCUUGGAGAUGCUACCCCUAUCUAAAUUUCACUAAGGAAACACUGAAACAAAAUGCAAGUGGAAAGGAUUAUAUAGCAAGGCGUUUAAUCAUGACAGUUGACCAAAUUCUUACAAAUCACUCAGGCAUCGGCGUGAAGACACUUAGGCUUUCUUUCCCUUAUUAUUGUGAAGUUGAUGCUUGUCAACUUAAUCGUUGGCUUCAGAUUGCUAUCACACCUGGGAUUGAAGAAGUCACACUUUUUCUGCCUCCAAAUUACAAGAAAAAAUACAGCUUCCCGUGCUCGCUUUUAUUUGGUGGGUGUGGAAACUCAAUUAAAUACAUCCGCCUCACCGAGUGUGCCUUCCAUCCCCCAGUUGGAUUUGUUUGCUUGAGAAGCUUGACAAAGCUGCAUUUGUAUCAAGUGCGUAUUACAGGUGAUGAGUUAGGGUCUCUUGUUUCCAAUUGUUUUGCUUUGGAGAAGUUGGAACUCAAAUGUUGCGAUCGGCUAAUCUUCCUGAAAAUACCAUUGUGGCUAGAGCGGCUCAGCUUCCUUGUGGUGUCUGAGUGCUACAUGCUACAAGUUAUAGAGAGCAAAGCUCCAAACCUCUUCACUUUUAGAUUUUUUGGUGGCCCAGUACGCCUCUCGCUUGGAGAAUCUUCACAUGUGAAGAAUCUAGAUAUUCAACUUGCUUAUAGGCCUAACUCUCUUCUUUAUGCUAUUACCGAGCUUCCUUCUGCUGCGCCAAAUCUUGAAACUCUUACAGUAACUUCGGUUAAUGAGAUCGUUAAUACACCUAUGGCAGCUGACAAGUUUCUCAAUCUGAAGUACUUAAGGAUUCAUCUUACUGGUUUUUCUAAGGCUUUUUGCCCAGACUAUGACUAUCUGUCUUUGGUUUCGUUUCUGGAUGCUUCACCUACCUUGGAGACUUUCAUCCUGAGUGUAAAGCAGAAUGACAUGAAGCAUGAUUCAGUUUUUGGGAAUGCCUUGCAUGUGGGGUCGAUUCCUGCACACAAGCAUAGCAGGCUUAGGAAGGUGCAGAUCAUUGGCUUCUGCUCUGCAAAGAGCAUGGUUGAGCUCACUUGUCAUAUUCUCGAGAAUGCAACAUCCCUUGAAAGCCUUACAUUGGACACCAUAUUUGAUCAGUUUGAUCAGGGUACAGUGGUUGAGCAUGGCGAUUGUGGGAGGCGUUGUGUCCAAAAAUACAGUGGAUGCGGUCUGAUUUCAAGGGAGAUGAUAUUGGAAGCACAUGAAGCUCUCAGGGUUGUCAGUAUAUACAUCAUAGGAAGAGUACCCCCUGCAGUUCAGUUAAAUGUUAGGGGGCCUUGCAGCCAGUGUCAUAAGGUACCGUAGUUAUCCUAUAACGUUGUAUUUGUUUCCAGCUUUGUUUUUAGGUUGACUCUUCCUUUUUGGUGCUCGUGAGGGUCGGGUCCAAUAAAAACAUAUACAUUACUGUAUAUGUUUUCAUACUGCUAAUUUUGGUUGUGACUGUGAUUUUACAUUCGUGUACUUUGUUUCUGAAGGUAUUAGAAUAUUUCAAUCUUGUCGUUUCUA